This is a messenger RNA of Neodiprion fabricii, 722 nucleotides long. It is a transcript of the gene RpII15, whose product is annotated as DNA-directed RNA polymerase II subunit RPB9. Gene Ontology annotation, molecular function: DNA-directed RNA polymerase activity; nucleic acid binding; zinc ion binding. The record is from RefSeq and is a predicted model, not a curated record. The transcript is spliced from 3 exons. Lineage: Eukaryota; Metazoa; Arthropoda; Insecta; Hymenoptera; Diprionidae. Gene Ontology annotation, cellular component: RNA polymerase II, core complex. The coding region runs from base 138 to 530 and encodes 130 amino acids. Gene Ontology annotation, biological process: transcription initiation at RNA polymerase II promoter; DNA-templated transcription; maintenance of transcriptional fidelity during transcription elongation by RNA polymerase II.
CCGAACGGCUGAUUCCAAAGCGUCCCUGUUUUUAGGUUAGAACAUUAUGUUGGUUAGGCAAGGGUAGCGUAGCGUCACGAUUGAAAUGUCAAAGUGGUGAAAGCUGAGUAUUUUGUCGUCUUAAUUUCUUAUUGAAAAUGUCUAAAAUAACUGGAUACGACACGCACGACGAUGGCCCAGGUUUUGUGGGCAUUAGAUUUUGCCAAGAAUGUAAUAACAUGUUGUAUCCUAAGGAGGACAAAGAGAACAAAGUGUUGAUGUACGCGUGCAGAAAUUGCGACUUCAAGCAGCUAGCCGACAGCAACUGCAUUUACGUGAAUAAAAUUAUGCACGAAAUUGACGAACUGACCCACAUCGUCGCCGACGUUAUAUCAGAUCCGACACUGCCAAGAACCGAGGAGCACCCCUGUCCAAAAUGCAAUCACCGAGAAUCUGUAUUCUUCCAAGCACAAACCAGACGAGCUGAGGAGGAAAUGAGACUUUAUUACGUCUGUACAAAUCAGCACUGUUCACACAGAUGGACAGAAUAAAUUUUAACACAUUCUGUAUGCAAACAAAAUUUAGAUUUUAAUGUACAUAUACUUCUGGUCCUGUUAUAGUUCUCUAGAUGACAUCUCAUUUAAAUUAGUCUUAACUUAAGGUGAGAUAAUUAAGGUAUAUGAGUAAGUUAAUGAGAAAAGCUUCACCUUUUAUUGCAAGACAUUGAAUAAACUAUAUUUGCA